AUGGAAUGCCCGUUAUCCUGGCGCUACCAGUUUCUUGAUCUUCCAGGACAUAGAAGUCGCCUACCGAACGGUUCUGCAAGUGGGACAUGUGCGGCCGUUGCGGUUAAGCCUGCAUUUCCUCUCUCAUUUGAGGUCGGCACUUCCUCUACAUUCCUCUGCAGUCCCGUGACAUAUCCUGUACCUCAAUGGUGGAACGCAGUUCCCACAGAAAGACCUGGCAGCCACCACAGCUGCGGAUUUCCUUUGACUGGAGUGGACUGCUGUCUUCUAAAUAAAAUAAGGUUUUCGACUUGA
Messenger RNA from Nezara viridula (southern green stink bug), 294 nucleotides. Lineage: Eukaryota; Metazoa; Arthropoda; Insecta; Hemiptera; Pentatomidae. The record is from the annotation of a GenBank genome assembly.